This is a messenger RNA of Pseudozyma hubeiensis SY62, 2307 nucleotides long. RefSeq names its product glycoside hydrolase. NCBI's taxonomy places the organism in Eukaryota, Fungi, Basidiomycota, Ustilaginomycetes, Ustilaginales, Ustilaginaceae. Gene Ontology annotation, biological process: fungal-type cell wall organization; (1->6)-beta-D-glucan biosynthetic process. The transcript has a single exon. Bases 1 to 2307 code for a protein of 768 amino acids. Gene Ontology annotation, molecular function: glucosidase activity. Gene Ontology annotation, cellular component: plasma membrane; endoplasmic reticulum membrane. The record is from RefSeq and is a predicted model, not a curated record.
AUGUCAUUAAGCAUUCCCUCCGAAAGAAGGGAGCGGACGUCACUUUCCGAUGAAGCUGCGCCUCGCCCCUCGUCGACGUCCAUCGCCCCUCUACUCCCCGCGCACCUCACCAAUCGUACCAGAGAUCACAGCUUAGACUUACCGACCGCAUCCCAAACGCCACGUACAUCCGAUCUCAGCCUCGAUACCCAAAUUCAACCACGAAUCAGCAGUCUCGUCCGCUAUUAUAUGGAUGACGAUCAGUCCUACGAAGACGAUCAAGGCGACAUGAUCCACACUCGGUACUCAGCGAUCCUCGAUUCUACCGUCGACAAUGAUGAUUCUAAGAUGGGCAAUUCUACGAAUGAUCACAGCGACGAGACUCACGACCUUGCAACGCUUUCUUACAGCGUCGAUGUUGGUGAACCCAGCACAGGUCCCACCCGCUAUGCCAACUUGGGCAUGUCACGACCGCUAUCAUACCGCCCAGACGACCAGAAGGUCAAUCCACGCGCAGUGCGCGAUCCUUUCACCCUGCCUUCAUCGCUCGUCGGCUCUUCCGUGAGCAUGAAUCAUUCCACUGCUGCUUCGGAAGCGCCCGACUACUUUGCAAAUCCGUACUCGUGGGAUACCAUGGACGGCAAGCGGGAGCCGGACGACGAUCUCCACGAUCCAGACGUGAUCUCUGAGUCCAAGCACGGCUGGCUCGGCGGCUCCAUCGGUAAAAGGGGAGUGCUCAACGUCGGUGUACUCGCUCUGCUCUCGGCCAGUCUCGUCUUGCUAUUUGGCGGAUACCCCAUCAUCUCUUACGUAUCUCGCCGACACGAGGGUACCAAGGGAGGCUGGAACCUCGGCGGGGUCAACGCCUCCGGUCAGAUCGCCAGCAUCCCUGGCUUCCGCACUUCGCUCAUCGACCCGGACACUCCCAGAGAUGCCCUUUCGACACUCAGCCCGGACGGCACCAAGACCAUGAAGCUCGUCUUCUCCGACGAGUUCAACACCCCUGGACGUUCCUUCUACCCUGGCGACGACCCGUUUUGGGAAGCUUCCGAUCUUCACUACUGGGCAACGAACAACUACGAGUGGUACUCGCCCGAAGCUGUCACGACUGCGGACGGCGCGCUUCGCAUCACCCUCGACCAGGUUGAGACCAACAAUCUCAACUUUCGCGGCGGGUUUCUCAGUUCAUGGAACAAGUUUUGCUUCACCGGUGGCUAUCUCGUAGCCAGCGUUCAGCUGCCUGGUGCAUCCAAUGUCCCAGGCUUGUGGCCCGCUUUCUGGACAAUGGGCAACCUCGGACGCCCAGGAUACGGUGCGACAACCGAUGGCACCUGGCCUUAUUCGUAUGACGCAUGCGAUGUGGGCACGCUUAUGAAUCAGACCGAUGCCAGUGGUCAGCCUGCCGCUGCUGCCACUGGUGGCGACGUGAUUUGGAACAGGAAGGCGGAGUCCAAGUCGCUCUCCUUCCUACCCGGCCAGCGUCUUUCGGCUUGCACAUGCCCCGGAGAAGAUCACCCCGGGCCUGUGCUCAAGGACGGCACGUACCGUGGUCGCAGUGCUCCCGAGAUCGACGUCUUUGAAGCUCAGGUCGACCGAAAGCUAGGCAUGACUGUCUCGCAAUCCAUGCAAACAGCGCCCUUCAACAUGUACUACAACAUCACCAACAGUACAGGUCCAGCGUACGAGUUCUUCCAGCCCGAAUCGCACCUCAACACCUACACGGGUCAGAACGAUCAGCAGGCCCUAAGCGGUAUCAGUGUCGCUUCGCAGCUCGCCAUGCAGCGCGGUGGCGACGGCAGCUUCGCCACCUACGGAUUCGAGUACGUUCCUGGUCCACAAGGAUACAUCGACUGGGUCUCUGACAGCAAACGAGCAUGGAGGGUGAACGCUGCCGCACUCAGCGCUGACCCCGUCAGUCAGAUCAGCGAUCGUCCCAUCCCGCAAGAGCCGAUGUUCUUGAUCUUCAACCUGGGCAUCAGCGAGAACUUUGGCUUUCCUGAUUGGGCCCGCCUCCGAUGGCCUGCUGUCAUGUCGGUCGACUGGGUGCGCGUCUACCAGGAUCCGGAUGCCGAGAACGUCGGUUGCGAUCCACCCGACUUUCCCACGGCUGCUUACAUCGAGCGUCAUAAGGCAGCUUAUACGAACCCGAACGCGACGACGUGGGGAGGAACCGCCGAGCAGGGUGGCUAUGGUGCUCUGUGGCCCCGUAAUAGACUCUAUCCAUCAGGAUGCUCCGCUCCUCCCUCCACUCAACCGGGUUCACCCGUCCAGCCCUAUCCUCAGGCUAGUCCUGUGCCAUCGUCGGCUAUCGCUGUGGGCCAGAAUUAG